GGGACUUCCGGGGCCGCGGUUGCAUCAGAUUCUGGGAAGCGUCUGUGGCAUUGGCCGUGGGUUGGGAUUCCCAGCGAUGGCAGGUUCCGGGGAGCACGCAGCUGGGUUCUGGAAAGAACAGCGGCCGUGGCCCAGAUCCUUGAUGGUCAGAGGCAAGCCGUCACAGAAGCAUGCUCAGUGUAGCGUUCAGUCCCUGCGCCGGCAGGCACUAGAUGAUCUCUUGUUGGAGUCCAGGCUGACCUCAGACUGGGAACCCUUCACCUCCCAGAGUGAGGAUUACGGUGUGCACCCCACACACAGGACCCCGUGUUCCCAGGGCAUCUGCAGCCUUCCGUGGGCACUGAGCCUCUCCAGCGUCUGCGCGGCACCUCCUGGUGGCAGUGCUGCUGACUACAGGUCCAUUCUGAGCAUUAGUGACGAGGCAGCCAGGGCCCAGGCCCUGGACCAGCACCUCAGCACGCGUAGCUAUGUCCAGGGGUACUCCCUGUCCCAGGCAGACGUGGAUGUUUUCAGGCAGCUCUUGGCCCCUCCGGCUGACUCGAGGCUCUUCCACGUGGCUCGAUGGUUCAGGCACAUAGAAGCGCUCCUGGGUGGCCCCCCUGGCAGAGGCGAGCCCUGCGGGCCCCAAGCAAGUAAAGGCCGGCGAGUGCAGCCUCAGUGGACCCCUCCGGCAGGGACUGAGCCGUGCAAACUGCGCCUAUACAAUAGCCUCACCCGGAACAAGGAUGUAUUUAUACCUCAAGACGGGAAAAAGGUGACGUGGUACUGCUGUGGGCCAACCGUCUAUGAUGCAUCUCACAUGGGACAUGCCAGGUCCUACAUCUCCUUUGACAUCUUGAGAAGGGUGCUGAGGGAUUACUUCCAGUACGACGUCUUUUACUGCAUGAACAUCACGGACAUUGAUGAUAAGAUAAUCCGGCGGGCGCGACAGAACUACUUGUUUGAGCAGUAUCGGGAGCAGAAGCCCCCCGCAGCCCAGCUCCUGAAGGACGUUCAUGCUGCCCUGAAGCCAUUUUCAGUGAAGUUAAGUGAGACGACGGAUCCUGACAAGAGACAGAUGCUUGAGCGGAUCCAGCAGGCGGUAAAGCUCGCUACAGAGGCUCUCGAGAAAGCCGUGCAGUCUGGUGUCUCUGGAGAGUCCAUGGACAACCACGCACAGGUACUGCUGGAAGAGGCGAAGGACUUGCUCUCUGACUGGCUGGAUUCCACAGGUGGCGGUGAGGUGACGGAUAACUCCAUCUUCUCCAAACUGCCCGAGUUCUGGGAAGAAGAGUUCCACAAAGACAUGGAAGCCCUGAAUGUUCUCCCUCCUGACGUCUUGACCCGGGUUAGCGAGUAUGUACCAGAAAUCGUCAACUUCGUCCAGAAGAUUGUGGACAACGGUUAUGGCUAUGCUUCCAAUGGGUCUGUCUACUUCGACACAGCCAGGUUCGCUGCCAGCGAGAAGCACUCCUACGGGAAGCUGGUGCCUGAGGCUGUUGGCGACCAGAAAGCUCUUCAGGAAGGGGAAGGUGACCUGAGUGUCUCUGCUGACCGCCUGAGUGAGAAGCGCUCUCCCAACGACUUCGCCCUGUGGAAGGCCUCCAAGCCAGGAGAGCCGUCUUGGCCUUGCCCCUGGGGAAAAGGUCGACCAGGAUGGCACAUAGAGUGCUCUGCCAUGGCAGGUACACUCCUGGGAGCCUCGAUGGACAUUCAUGGUGGAGGGUUUGACCUCCGCUUCCCCCACCAUGACAACGAGCUGGCACAGUCAGAGGCCUACUUUGAAAAUGACUGCUGGGUCAGGUACUUCCUGCACACAGGUCACCUGACGAUAGCGGGCUGUAAGAUGUCCAAGUCCCUGAAAAACUUCAUCACCAUUAAAGAUGCCUUGAAGAAACACUCAGCGCGGCAGCUGCGGUUGGCCUUCCUCAUGCAUUCUUGGAAAGACACCCUGGACUAUUCCAGCAACACCAUGGAGUCUGCCCUUCAGUACGAGAGGUUCAUGAAUGAGUUUUUCUUAAACGUGAAAGACAUCCUCCGAGCCCCUGUAGACAUCACUGGCCAGUUUGAAAAGUGGGAGUCUGAGGAGGCAGAGCUGAAUAAGAACUUCUAUGAGAAGAAGAGGGCAGUUCAUGAAGCCCUCUGUGAUAAUGUGGAUACCCGCACCGUCAUGGAAGAGAUGCGGGCUUUGGUCAGUCAGUGCAACCUUUACAUGGCAGUUCGGAAGGCCGAAAGGAGGAGGCCCAACCGGGCUCUGCUGGAGAACAUUGCUAUGUACCUCACCCACAUGCUGAAGAUCUUUGGAGCCAUAGAGGAGGAGAGGUCCCUGGGUUUCCCAGUUGGAGGGCCCAGGACCAGCCUGAACCUCGAGUCUACAGUCAUGCCCUACCUGCAAGUGCUGUCGGAAUUCAGAGAAGGCGUGCGCAGGAUUGCCCGGGAGAAAAAAGUCCCUGAGGUUCUGCAGCUCAGUGAUGCCCUCCGGGAUGACGUCCUGCCUGAGCUCGGGGUGCGGUUUGAAGACCAUGAAGGACUGCCAACCGUGGUGAAACUGGUGGAUAGAGACACCCUACUGAAAGAGAAGGGAGAGAAGAAAAGGGCUGAAGAGGAGAAGAGGAGGAAGAAGGAGGAGGCUGCCAGGAGGAAGCAGGAGCAGGAGGCAGCAAAGCUGGCGAGGAUGAAGAUUCCCCCCAGUGAGAUGUUCCUGUCAGAAAGCGACAAGUAUUCCAAGUUCGAUGAAAACGGUCUGCCCACCCACGACACCGAGGGCAAGGAGCUGAGCAAGGGGCAGGCCAAGAAACUAAAGAAGCUCUUCGACACCCAGGAGAAGCUCCACAAGGAGUAUCUGCAGAUGGUGCAGAAUGGCAGCCUCCAGUGACCCGGCUGGGCCGCCUGGACUGAGGCCCCGCCCACGCGCCGGCCCUGCUCUGGUCUUGUUUACAACAGCCCUCCAGCAGCUCCUUUUGAGAUGUAGAUAAUAAAUCCUUUGACCCGUGA
Nannospalax galili (Upper Galilee mountains blind mole rat) is the source of this 2973-nucleotide messenger RNA. RefSeq names its product cysteinyl-tRNA synthetase (gene Cars1). The transcript has 26 exons. The record is from RefSeq and is a predicted model, not a curated record. Gene Ontology annotation, molecular function: ATP binding; cysteine-tRNA ligase activity. Gene Ontology annotation, biological process: cysteinyl-tRNA aminoacylation. Gene Ontology annotation, cellular component: cytoplasm. Bases 77 to 2854 code for a protein of 925 amino acids. Lineage: Eukaryota; Metazoa; Chordata; Mammalia; Rodentia; Spalacidae.